GUAACCUUUGCUACGGUUCAGUAUGACAAGAUUGAUAUCUGCAUACUUCGAGUAUGUUACCUAACAGAUGCGUGGUUAUGUGGCAGAGAAUAUGUGCAGCAAACGGUGAGAUCUGUCGUUUUAAGUGUGUGUGAGCCGUGGAGUCACAGCUAAUAUCCGUAAAGAGUGUUGGGAAAACAGUUUGACCUAGAAAUUAUCACAGAGCAUCUUGCAAGAAAUCAUGGCGUGUCCUACUAGGCGAUUGCUGAAGAUGUUGUUUCCGACACGGACGGUGCGUUCAGUGCACGUCGUGUUGACGGUGACGUUCGCAAUUUGUACAUUCGUGCUGUCAAUGAGGGAGAUUUCCAGAUUUGAGAAGCACUCCCGGCGACGUCAUUCAAGUUUCGACGACAAGGAUGUUUUAAAACAUACUCAAAAAAGACGGUUGACUUUCCCUCACAUCAACGACAGUAUCAUCAACGUGAGCACUACCAAGGUGCAAGAACCUCACUACACACAGACGAAAAACCAAAAUUUUAAGUCAAUAGUGUGGUUUAACACCCCCAAUUGGUUCACUCGUUUUUCAUCUAAUUCCCUAUUCUCCGGAUGUGACGUCAGCCAGUGCACAAUGUCUUACAACCAUCAUGACAUUCCUACUGCUGACGCCGUCCUUGUCAACGGCAUAAACAUCAGCGACAGCUCACCACCACCUCGACGACAGGAGCAAAUGUUUGUGUUCUUCAGCCUGGAACCGCCAGUCUAUAUGAAUAUCUCCACCAAAUGGCAACAUGCAUUUAAUUGGACAAUUACCUACCGACGGGACUCGGAUGUGUGGAGGCCGUAUGGAGAACUGCGCCGAAAUAGGACGAAACUCAGCAAGAAAUAUUUUGAAAAUAUUCUAAAAAAGAAGACUAAGGCUGUUGCAUGGUUUGUCAGUCGGUGUGUGUCCCAAAGCAAGAGGGAGAGAUAUGUUCGCGAAUUAAAGAAACACAUUCAAGUGGAUAUUUACGGUCGGUGCGGUCCGUACAAGUGUGGCAGCAACUGUUACCAAAAACUGGAGCAGUAUCACUUCUUUCUUGCGUUCGAGAAUUCCCUGUGCGUUGAUUACGUGACAGAAAAAUUCUUCAAAACAUUUAAAUAUGAUGUGGUUCCCGUUGUACGAGGUGGAGCCAAUUACUCAAGUUUGUUUGGUGAUGGAUUCCUCAUCAAUACAGCCGAUUUUCGCUCUGUUAAAAAGCUCGGAGCAUACCUGAGUUAUUUACUGACAGACGAAGCUGAAUAUUUAAAAAUUUUGAAAGAGAAGCAAAAAUAUUAUGUUGCUUUUCCUAGGCCGUGGUGUGACUUAUGUGAAAAACUUCAUUCUGCAGAAAAACACAGCAAAAGGAUUGACAUUCUUUCCUGGGUAGGUGAACGUAGUUGUCACUCGCCAUCUGAUUUACAUGCUAGUAGAUUCUGAUAUUUUAAAGUAAACCCCCAAAAUAACUAAUUAUUCAGUUCCUCAAAAGUAGAAACGUCGUUAGCAACACCCUUUGAAAUCGGAAGAAAACUUCAACUUGCCAAUAUGGCAUGCUUGGUUAAUAUUCAUUGCAUUGCAAAUGUAACAGUUCAAUUGCUUUCAAAUUUAGUUUGAAGUAUACACUUACAGUUCCUGAUUUUUUAGAACCGUAUAUCACAUUGGUACGAGUAUCAGGAAGGAUAACAAUCUAUAGAUCAACAACUUCUUUAUUACGGAGGCAUUAACUAAUUAGCAUUUAAAAUAUCAGCAGCGUUGGCCGUGAUGAGAAUUAGGCGUGAUGGAAAUCGAUGAGCAUGGGUUCAAAUCAAAGAUCAGCCUUGGUAAUUAUUCCAGGCUUGUCAGCUCCUUGGCCUAGAUUUUCGAAGCUCUCUUAGUGCUAAGAUAGUCGUAAGUGCCACACAUUAUCAUUAACCUACGACUACCUUAGCGCUUAGAGAGCUUCGAAAAGCUAGGCUCUGGUCCAUGCUCAUACGUGUCGCCUAACGCCUGAUAGGUUAUUCCCACAAGGUGAAGGUGACGGUAUGAAACAACGUUGUGAGCAGCGUACUUAGUACCCUGUACUUCCGAUCACUGUGCAUACAGAUCAAACUCUCAGCCAUACCCA
Messenger RNA from Haliotis rubra (blacklip abalone), 2099 nucleotides. RefSeq names its product alpha-(1,3)-fucosyltransferase fut-1-like. The record is from RefSeq and is a predicted model, not a curated record. Gene Ontology annotation, molecular function: alpha-(1->3)-fucosyltransferase activity. Bases 221 to 1435 code for a protein of 404 amino acids. The transcript is spliced from 4 exons. Lineage: Eukaryota; Metazoa; Mollusca; Gastropoda; Lepetellida; Haliotidae. Gene Ontology annotation, cellular component: membrane.